AAAAAACCUGCUGAGCCCGUGCCCUGCAAGCACAAUAUUUGAGUUGGGAUCUGGGGCGGGCACCAGGUUUUGCAAAUCAGAAGACAAACUCACAUGCUGCUUGACACACGGGAGAGCCCAGAGAAGAGCAGCAAGGCUUUGGGAAGGAGGCUCCUAGCUUUGUCCCUCCAGCAUCAGCACCAUGCACUGGGCCACCAUCCUGAUCAUCCUUGGGCUCUGGGGGUUCUCCCUGGGUCAAUACAAUGAAGAAGAAGACAUGGCUUGGCUCCAGUACUACCUGCGCCAGUCCCGUUUGUCCUCCUACAACUACAUGCCCUACUACGAGGAUGAGAACCCCCCUUAUGUCUACUCCUACCUCCCAGCUCCAGAGAUGGAGGCAGAGCCCGGCCCUGAACCCCAACAAGCCCCUUCCUGGCAAUGUCCCCAGGAGUGUGAUUGUCCCCCUAACUUCUCCUCGGCCAUGUACUGCGACACCAGGAACCUGAGGUACCUGCCCUUUGUGCCUUCCCGGAUGAAAUACGUCUACUUCCAGAACAAUCGGGUCACUUCUAUCCAGGAGGGGGCUUUUGACAAUGCCACGGAGCUGGAAUGGCUCGCGCUGCACAACAACCAGAUCAGCAGUGAGAAGAUGGGCAAGAAGGUCUUUGCCAAGCUCAAAAGGCUGGAGAGGUUGUACAUGAACAACAACAACCUAACCAAGGUGCCCAGCCCCUUGCCACGGACCCUGAGAGAGCUCCACUUGUCUUAUAAUCAGAUUUCCAAGGUCCCCUCCAAUGCUCUGGAGGGUCUGGAGAACCUCACAGCCCUGUACCUCAGCCACAAUUUCAUUUUUGAGAUGGGAGCCUCUCUCAAAGAGCUCAAGUCCUUGAUCCUUGCUGACCUGAGCUACAACCACCUCAGAAAAGUCCCUGAUGGGCUCCCAAUGGCUUUGGAACAGCUCUACCUAGAAUACAAUUACAUCAACACCAUCCCUGAGGACUAUUUCAAGGUCUCUCCCAAACUGCUUUAUGUACGGAUGUCCCACAAUAGCCUGACAAACCAAGGGCUCUCUACUGACACUUUCAACAGCAGCAGCAUCCUGGAGCUGGACCUCUCCUACAACAGGCUCCAGAAGAUCCCCAGGGUCAACACCAACCUGGAGAACCUCUACCUUCAAGGCAACCAAAUCAAUGAGUUCUCCAUAAGCAGCUUCUGCUCCGUGGUGGAUGUCAUGAACUACUCCAGGCUCCAGGUCCUGCGGUUGGACGGGAACGAGAUCAAGAGGAACUCGGUGCCUCCGGACGCUCCCCUCUGCCUGCGCCGUGCCACCAUCAUCGAGAUAUAACCUGGCCCCCUCCUCCAGCCCCCUCCCCAGCCUCAGGACUUGGCUCUCCCCUUCCUGGGGAGACCCUGACUCCCAUUUUAAUGCAGCUUGGCAGCGUGACUUGGCUUCUGCAGCAGCACAAGAAGGGUCCCGCAGCACCGGUCCACACGGCUCAACCAUUUGUCCCCAAACACUCCCUGGUCCCAGCUCUCUGGCCACUCAGGGUGGGAAAGGUCCCAGCAUGGUUCUCCUUCUAACCUUACCACAUCCACCUCUUCUCCCCUGGUUUAGGUGGGAUGAAGCCAGGAUGGGGAGGAAGCUCAGUCCACCUCCAAAACGUGGCACUGAGCGGCUGUGGGGUGCAGCAGGAAGGGUUCAGGUGUGGGUCCUGCAGAACCAGCAGAUGGGAACCAGCUCCUGGGAGGAACAUAUGGGAGGUUGGGGGUUACAUGAGUAAAGGGUUAAAGAUUUCUUGGCUGCCAGCAUCCCUCAGUCUAGGAGGUGGAAGACCAAACCCACACUCUUUCCCCUCCAUCUUUUUCUCCUUCAACCAGCUCCAGAGAUUAAGGAGAGGAAUCUUUCCUGAUGAUGCCAACCAGCUUUCAACUGCUGAGGUUAGAGAGAAACACCCUGAGAAACAGCCUGUUCACAGGCCUUGGCCAAGGGUCUCCUAUCCAAGGGUCUCCCAUUCAAGGGUCUCCCAUCCAAGGGUCUCCCAUCCUCCUCCCAGCCCACUGGCUCAGGGCAGGACCAGGGUCCAGGGAUGGAGCAGUUCCUGGUGCUGUCACCCCCAGCUGCUGGGGGAUCCCCCACAUACCCAGCUCCAUCCCACCCAUCAGCAUGGCUCCAAGCUCCCUCCCAGCUCAAACCCUAAACCCCACAAAGUGACAGUGACAUCUGCAGCAGCAGCAGCACCUUGGAGUUCACCCAAACCACCCAGCUUGGUUCCUUGGAUGGUUUAAGCCUGAGAAAACCAAAGGGGCAGCUGAGCUUUGGAGAUGACCUCCUCCAGACCCUCCUCAUUUAAACUGCAUGCUAACACUAUAGAAACAAAAACUCCAAAAAAAAAAAAACAAACCCAAAACCUGUACUAUCACCAAAGCAUGAACUGUAGAUUUCAUACCGACCAAUAAAGCCCUUUCUGUAACUGCA
This is a messenger RNA of Calypte anna (Anna's hummingbird), 2455 nucleotides long. It is a transcript of the gene FMOD, whose product is annotated as fibromodulin. The transcript is spliced from 3 exons. The record is from RefSeq and is a predicted model, not a curated record. Gene Ontology annotation, molecular function: protein binding. NCBI's taxonomy places the organism in Eukaryota, Metazoa, Chordata, Aves, Apodiformes, Trochilidae. The coding region runs from base 182 to 1324 and encodes 380 amino acids.